Messenger RNA from Salpingoeca rosetta, 1810 nucleotides. RefSeq lists its product as uncharacterized. NCBI's taxonomy places the organism in Eukaryota, Choanoflagellata, Craspedida, Salpingoecidae. The record is from RefSeq and is a predicted model, not a curated record. Gene Ontology annotation, biological process: mitochondrial fission. The transcript has 16 exons. The coding region runs from base 1 to 1728 and encodes 575 amino acids. Gene Ontology annotation, cellular component: mitochondrion; cytoplasm; microtubule. Gene Ontology annotation, molecular function: microtubule binding; GTP binding; GTPase activity.
AUGGAGGGCUUGAUUCCCGUGAUCGGCAAGCUGCAGGAUGUGUUCCAGACAGCCGGGCAGCACACAGGCAUCGACCUGCCACAGAUCGUCGUCGUUGGAUCGCAGAGCUGUGGCAAGAGUUCUGUGCUGGAGAACAUUGUGGGGCGCGACUUCUUGCCCCGCGGUAUUGGCAUUGUCACGCGCGUGCCGCUCAUCAUUCACCUCAAGGCCGUGCCUCCGCUCAAGGAACGAGGCCAUAGCCAUGCAAUGCCACACGUUGAGGAGUGGGCCAAGUUCCUUCACACGGGCACCAAAGUGUUUGAGAACUUUGAGGACGUCAAGCAUGAGAUCAGCCGCAGAACUGUCGAGAUCACAGGCGCCAACAAGGAUGCGCUGAAGAAGGAGGAGCAGUUUUUCAAGACGCACUACCCGCUGCUGGCGCGGCGGUGCGGCACACCGCAUCUCUCUCGCACUCUCAACACCAUCCUCCUCCAUCGCAUUCGCGGCUCCCUUCCAGUCCUGCGCAACACCAUCAUGCGCAAACAGUCUGAGACGAAGCAGCUGCUCGACCGGCUUGGCGGCGCGAUGGUCUCUGCCGCAGACAAGGGCCACUUCCUCCUCACCAGCCUCACUCAGUUUGCGGACACCUUCAACCUCUGCAUCUCAGGUACGCACACGGCCGGGCACCGCACGCUCCCCGACAAUCUUCCGCUGGACGCCGGCGCCACUGUCUUUGACAUCUUCUUCAAGCGCUUCGCCGGCUCGCUCGAGGCCAUCCACCCGCUGCGAGACCUGACGGACGAGAAAAUUCUGCAGGAGAUCAAGAACACGGUUGGCCCACGCCCGCUGCUGCUCGUCCCCGAUCGCGCCUUUGAGAGUCUCGUCAAGCGCCAGAUACAGCGCCUCGAGCUCCCGAGCCUGCAGUGCGUGGAGGACAUCAAGAACCACCUCUCGUCCGUCCUCACAGCCAUCUGCCACCAGGAGUCUCUGCGGUACUUCCCCGCGCUGACGCGGCGCGUGCAUGACGUGGCAAUUGGGUUCCUCAGCGCGUGCAUGCCGGAUGCGCUUGGCAUGGUGCGCAACCUGAUUGCGAUUGAGGUUGCGUACAUCAACACGGACCACCCGGAGUUCCAGCAGGAAGAGACCAUGGAAGCCAUUCUGCAGAACUGCUUCAAGCACAAGCCCGACGACGACCCGCUCUCCCUCGUCACAAAGGCCCUCGCAAGCCAAGAUGUGGACGAGAGCCUGAAGCCCGUGUCCUCCACAGAGACGUCAAGCGCUCCCAAGGACACGAGCAACGGCGGGAGCAAAUAUUUCCCGAGCAUUUUCUCGAGCCGGGCGACACCGGCGCCGACAACGCCGACAAAGGCGAGCAAGGAGUCAUCGAGUGGACUCGACAAGAUGGUCGCCGCACGCGCAGCCGUCGCAGCAAAGGAUGAGACUGCCAUUGGCAAAGAUAAGUGGCAAGUGGACAUGGUGAAGACGCUCAUCACCAAGUACUUUGCAAUCGUGAAGCGGAACGUUCUCGACUCUGUUCCAAAGGCCGUGAUGCACUUCCUUGUGAACCGGCUGCAGCGGGACCUGUCGAAGCAGCUGGUGAGCACGCUGUACCAGAACGACCUCUUUGACGCGCUGCUUGAGGAGGAUCCUGAGAUGGAACGGCAGCGGCGAGAGGCGCAGGCCCUCAUGGACGCCCUCACAAAGGCCAUGCAUAUCAUCUCAGAGGUUGACGAAACCAGCUUCAUGUGAUGGGUGACGUGGCGCGAUGACGACACUUCACACCACCACACCACACCACACACAUCACUUCACACCACCACACCACACCGCA